Molecule: messenger RNA, 730 nt
Organism: Pecten maximus
Lineage: Eukaryota; Metazoa; Mollusca; Bivalvia; Pectinida; Pectinidae
Exons: 3
Coding region: 203-499 (98 amino acids)
Source: RefSeq, a predicted model, not a curated record
UUGCACGGUGCCAUCUCUCUUGGCGAUACAAGUUGAACUAGAUAAGUAUUACCCUACUGCGAGUCGCUUCAAUUCCAAGCCGGAUCCGUAACCCCGUACCCCAGUCGGUAUAUUACAACGUGUCGACACGCCUCUCAUUCUAGCAUUACCUGGACAAGUAGCCGGACGGUGGCGCGUGCGUUUCAGUAGAUUAGAUUCAAACAUGGACACCUUGAUUGAUGCACUUGACGGCGAUAAGUGGGAGGAGGUUGAGGAGUCCAGUCUAGGAGAAGGUUUUGUGACGUACCACGUGAACCGGAACCACAAACGCCUUGAUACCAGUAGCCUUACAAUGUUGAUAGCCGAAGAGGAGGGAGAUGGGAAAAACGUGACCCUGGCAGGCACAAAGGCCAACAAAGACCCACUCAAAAAUAUUGGACAAUGUGACCUGAAACUAGAUACCGAAGGCAAGUUCAUCAUCGGCAUCAACCUGGACGGCGACUGCGUCGUGUGUAAAUAGACCUGCGCAGUCUAGUAAUUUAAUCGCAGAAUAUUAUUUUUCAUGAAAUGAAUAUUUAAGAUGUUUAAACAGUGUUUUGUGCAGUCAUUUGUUUUGAAGUAUUAUGAUGUCCAGAUUUUUCUAAUUAGAGAAAAAUGUACAUCAGAACUCAUAGGACAGAGUGUUGCUGUUAAUAGUAGUUCGAGAAUGCAUUGCUCUUCAAUAAAUACUUAUGUAUAUACGCUCAUUUGA